Oldenlandia corymbosa var. corymbosa is the source of this 720-nucleotide messenger RNA. The record is from the annotation of a GenBank genome assembly. Lineage: Eukaryota; Viridiplantae; Streptophyta; Magnoliopsida; Gentianales; Rubiaceae.
AUGGAGGACGUUCGUAGUCUGAGUAUUAUAGGCCAGAGUACUUUCGACGCGGACUCCUUUGGUUAUGAUCGCUUAGGCGAGAUUGCCCAGGUUGCUGAGCGGGCGUUGUCCGUCAAUGCAAUGAAUGUCGUACGUCACGAUCUCGAUAGGCAUGUUGAGGUUAAUGACGAGUCAAGAACUUGCACCUGUAGACCCGACCCAACAACAUCCACCUCCCAUACCUCCGAGGCAUUCGCGCAGUCUCAUAUCCCCUUCACUGACGGUUCAUCCCAUCAGUCUCCACACCAUUCUCUACAGCAUUUAUCCCAUCAGUCUCCACAUCAUUCAUCCCAUCAGUCUCCACAUCAUUCUUCGCCGACCCAACAGGCGUUUUACCGUCCCAUUAUGUCUCCCCAGCACCAGCAGUCCCAUUUUGCCUUCACUCAGUUUUCCUCCCCUCAGACUUCUCAGCCUCAGUUUGGAGAUGCUUUUAUUGACUUUUCUGGGUUCCAGCAGAGUUCACUAGAUGGCCAGUCGAUACAUUACACGAGUAACUUUCUUUCGAGUAUGUUCGAGGGUGUUGCGGGUCAGCAUCAGGGUUAUCAGCGCCAUGAGGAGCAGGGAUCGAGUCAGACUCUAGGGACUCCACCGUUGGCUAUGAGUAAAGGCCAGAGAGUGACGAAGGAGCCCGAUAGAUUGACUUAUAGCCAUUUUCGGGCUAAAAAGCCCAAGAAGAAGUAG